AUGACGACAUUUUUCGGUGCUCAACGUCCCCAACAUGGAACGAACAAUUGCGAAAAUUUUGAAGAAGCACCUGUGCCUAAUCAUAUCGCUACCGAUCUUAGCAGAUUACCAAUCCGGUGUGCAUAUGCUCCGAAUGGGUGUCAAGUCCGUUUACUUUAUAACGAUCUUGAACAACAUGAACAGCAAUGUGAAUUUCAAAUGAUGCCUUGUUCACUAUGUCAAUUACCUUUAUCGAAACAAUCACCGAUUGUACAGCAUACGCUACCCGCAUGUUUUGAGCAAAUGCAUAGAAAAAAUCCUGCCGGAAUCCAACAACAAUUUAUGAACCUUUUGAAUGCUACUGAAAGAAUCGAAGUCGACAAUCAAUGGGAGACGAUGUCAAAGCUCAAUUAG
Messenger RNA from Didymodactylos carnosus, 393 nucleotides. Lineage: Eukaryota; Metazoa; Rotifera; Eurotatoria; Philodinida; Philodinidae. The record is from the annotation of a GenBank genome assembly.